Messenger RNA from Cornus florida, 835 nucleotides. RefSeq names its product ribulose bisphosphate carboxylase small subunit, chloroplastic-like. The record is from RefSeq and is a predicted model, not a curated record. The transcript has 3 exons. The coding region runs from base 27 to 569 and encodes 180 amino acids. Lineage: Eukaryota; Viridiplantae; Streptophyta; Magnoliopsida; Cornales; Cornaceae.
CAAGGCAGUCUCUCUUCACAAAGACAAUGGCUUCCAUUUCAGCUACCGCCGCUGUUGCUACCAUCAACCGUGCCACCCCCGCUCAAGCUAGCAUGGUGGCGCCGUUCACCGGCCUUAAGUCCGCCGUUGCUUUCCCGGUUACCCGUAAGACCAACGACAUCACCUCACUUCCCAGCAAUGGUGGCAGAGUUCAAUGCAUGAAGGUGUGGCCACCGCUUGGAUUGCAGAAGUUUGAGACUCUCUCAUACCUUCAACCACUUAGCAGAGAGGAAUUGGCCAAGGAAAUAGAGUACCUUAUUCGCUCGAAAUGGGUUCCUUGCUUGGAAUUCGAGUUGGAGCAUCCAUUCGUGUACCGAAAGAACCACGCAUCACCGGGGUACUAUGAUGGGCGUUACUGGGUGAUGUGGAAGCUACCCAUGUUCGGGUGCACGGAUCCAGUGCAGGUAUUGAAGGAGCUUGACGAGUGCGUUAAGGAAUACCCUAGUGCCUUCGUUAGGAUCAUUGGCUUCGACAACGUUCGACAGGUGCAGUGUAUUAGCUUUAUUGCCUACAAGCCAACACCUCCUUGAAGCCUCCAGUUUCUGAUCAUUUCUAUUUCUCUCUCUCGCAAUCUCACUCUGUUGUUUUAGUGUUUUUCCCUUUUCAUUUGAAGAUGUAAUUCCUUUGUCUUAAUUUGUUUGAUCUUCUUAGAUCGAAGUUAUGGAAAGGAAUAUUGUACGAGGAUGAUGAACCUUAUUCUAAAGUUUGUCGGCUAUUUUGUUGGUAAAAAAUAAUGGAUUUCAAAGUUAGUAAUGUAAUUCCCAUUUCGUGAUUAAUUUGAUUCCCAUUGAAUGGA